Messenger RNA from Meloidogyne enterolobii, 283 nucleotides. NCBI's taxonomy places the organism in Eukaryota, Metazoa, Nematoda, Chromadorea, Rhabditida, Meloidogynidae. The record is from the annotation of a GenBank genome assembly.
UAAGGGAAAUUGUGUUCUUGAAUUGAAGGAAAGUUUGGAAAACAUCAAAGAGGCUAUAUUAUUAAUUGCGGAAAAGAAGGAAGAAGAUAAUACAUCAGAGGAGGCUUCAUCAUCAGCAGCAGAAGUGCCAAUACAACAACAAAAUUAUCAUGGACGGGGAAACUAUCAACAAUAUCGAGGUGGUGGAGGAAGAGGAAAUUAUCGUGGACAACGUGGAGUACGCUUCUAUGAACCAUAUUUUAAACAACAGGACCGCUACCGACAUGCUGGAUCCCAUUAUUGA